Molecule: messenger RNA, 3098 nt
Organism: Betta splendens (Siamese fighting fish)
Lineage: Eukaryota; Metazoa; Chordata; Actinopteri; Anabantiformes; Osphronemidae
Gene: smad1
Product: SMAD family member 1
Exons: 8
Coding region: 299-1678 (459 amino acids)
Biological process (GO): SMAD protein signal transduction; BMP signaling pathway; transforming growth factor beta receptor signaling pathway
Cellular component (GO): heteromeric SMAD protein complex
Molecular function (GO): RNA polymerase II cis-regulatory region sequence-specific DNA binding; I-SMAD binding; DNA-binding transcription factor activity, RNA polymerase II-specific
Source: RefSeq, a predicted model, not a curated record
GAGAGAGAGCAUUGGUGGAGAGAGACUCAUAGACACACAUACACACACGAACAAGGAGCUGCGGUGUGAAGAAAGAAGCCCUGACUGGCAGACCCUACCAACUAUAACUGUGACAUCAUUCACUUCGUCAAACCUGGUGGUGGAGAGAGUGAGUGGCUGCUAUCAAGAGGACCUGUUUGUAAGCUGAGGAAAACUGUUUAGAUCUCACCCUUUGCCUUCUAAGACUGGACUAUCCCUCAUCACAGUGCACAGUUCCUUCUGGACAGAAAGGAGAGGGGAGGAGGGCGGCUUGUCCAUUAUGAACGUCACCUCGCUUUUCUCUUUCACCAGCCCAGCGGUCAAACGGCUGCUGGGAUGGAAGCAGGGAGAUGAGGAGGAGAAAUGGGCAGAAAAGGCUGUGGAUGCUCUGGUCAAAAAACUGAAAAAGAAGAAGGGAGCCAUGGAGGAGCUGGAACGGGCGCUCAGCUGCCCGGGUCAACCCAGUAACUGUGUGACGAUCCCUCGAUCCCUGGAUGGACGGCUGCAGGUGUCCCACAGGAAAGGCCUACCGCAUGUCAUCUACUGCCGGGUGUGGCGCUGGCCCGACCUGCAGUCCCACCACGAGCUGAAGGCCCUGGAGUGCUGCGAGUACCCCUUUGGCUCCAAACAGAAGGAUGUGUGUAUCAAUCCCUACCACUACAAACGAGUGGACAGUCCAGUACUGCCGCCGGUGCUGGUACCAAGGAACAGCGAGUUUAAUGCCAAGCAUACGAUGUUGCCCCGCUUCCGCAACCCUCUACAGCAGAAUGAGCCGCACAUGCCUCAGAACGCCACCUUCCCAGAGUCCUUUGCUCAGGCCAACACGAUGCCUUUCCCACACUCUCCAGGAAGCGGCAGCAGUGGCACCUUCCCUCAUUCACCAUCCAGCUCUGACCCUGGCAGUCCAUUCCAGAUGUCAGAGACUCCACCUCCUGCCUGCAUGCCUCCAGAGGAGCCGAUGACUCAGGAUUGUCCGCAGCCAAUGGACACCAACCUCAUGGCUCCAUCUUUGCCUCUAGAGAGUAACAACCGUGCUGAUGUGCAGCCCGUGGCAUAUGAAGAACCGAAGCACUGGUGCUCUAUUGUUUACUACGAGCUCAACAACCGUGUUGGAGAGGCGUUCCAGGCGUCCUCCACCAGUGUGCUCGUCGACGGCUUCACAGAUCCCUCCAACAACCGCAACCGAUUCUGUCUCGGCCUGCUCUCUAACGUCAACCGCAACUCUACCAUUGAGAACACCCGGCGGCACAUUGGCAAAGGAGUUCAUCUGUAUUAUGUUGGAGGCGAGGUGUACGCAGAAUGCCUGAGCGAUAGCAGUAUCUUCGUCCAGAGUCGUAACUGUAACUACCACCAUGGCUUCCAUCCCACAACUGUGUGUAAGAUUCCUAGUCGCUGCAGCCUGAAGAUUUUUAACAACCAGGAGUUCGCUGAGCUGCUGGCCCAGUCUGUCAAUCAUGGCUUCGAGGCUGUUUAUGAGCUCACCAAAAUGUGUACCAUCCGCAUGAGCUUUGUUAAGGGCUGGGGAGCAGAGUACCACCGCCAGGAUGUGACCAGCACACCCUGCUGGAUUGAAAUCCACUUGCACGGUCCCUUGCAGUGGUUGGAUAAGGUGCUAACACAGAUGGGAUCUCCCCACAACCCCAUAUCCUCCGUCUCCUAGGCUUCACUGUCUUUAGCCCUGUGGCUGUCCAUACCCCAGCAUUUUGGUCAAAGUAGCAAGAAUAGCAGCUAACUGGUUCCAGACUGGUUUGUGGUUCAGUCACUAACUGGUUUUGACUAAAACACAAGCUGAUCUGGGACCAGCAGGGUGGGGGAGGUUGUUGUAUAGGUUGGUUUGUUCUCUACUUGAAGGACGUCUGAAUUGGGCACAUUUGCAGACUGGAAGAGGAUAAGCAAAGUGAGCGUGAUGCAACUGGAAGAUACUUGAUCUUUGUGACCAACUGUAAUAAUUAGACCAUCACUCUCAUCGUAACACAAGUAUCCUCCCACUUGCUCCGACAAUGUCUCUUUUUCAUUGUUAUAUUAUUCUGACUCAUAACUAGUUUGCAUCUAAAUAUUCCCAUAGAAAUCCACAGAUAAAUGUGUAGUUACAAUAAUUAUGGGACAUUCCAAGUCACUGAAAUUGCAGUCGGUCACCAUUUCCUGUCUUACUGUAGUAAGAUCAGCAUGAAAUGUACUGAAAUGUACACAUUUUUGAAGAUAGCAGCGACUUGGACGGUGACCAAUAUGACUGACAAAUAAAGCAUACCUCCACUUUCACAAAUAGGCCAUUUUUUCAAAAUGGCUUAGGUAUAAAUUAAAAGUAGUGCAAAGUUGACAUGAAAUUUAAAUAUGACAGAUUUGAAAUAUAAUAAAAUAACAAAAUGGGGGGAGUUUGAGAGUUUAGAGUGGAGCGUAGCACAGAAGGGGCAUUUCAGACAUUAAAGGCUAAUGCUUAAUUGUUGCUCAUCUUGUGUUACACUCGUGUUUCAAAUCAAUUUUAAGAAGAACAUAAUAGUGUUUAGACACAAUCACUAUUAGAAUAUGUGCUGUGCAGUCCGGUUUGGCAAAUCCUAGUUUGGUUAGUAUUUGGUGUAGUAUUUAAAACCAGUAGCUAUGCGUCACCUGAGGCAGAGGCAAAUGUAAAUGCAGUGUAGUUUUUCCAUUGCUGUGUUCUCAGCAAAAUCAAGUGUCAAAUAUUGAGUCAGAUGGAGCAGCAUAAAUAUGUCAUAUAACUAUGCUUUGUUCUCCUAUUAUAUUAAACAACACUUGUCAGCAUUCAAAUUCAAUUGUUGAAUGAUAAAGGGCGUCUCUUUUUGAAGACCCAGUUAGAUUUUUUAAAUGCCAUUGAGUUCUUCUUUGCUUGGAGCAAUCCUUUUUACUAUGAAACUGUUGUACUCUAUACAUUCUUUUUGUAUUUUUGAAUAUGUUUUGUUUUUUUUGUCUGCACUUUUACAUGUUGCCCUGGGAUUUAGGUUUGUUUUGUUUUUUUUCCCUUCAUCUACUUUUGCUCAGUGACGCUCCCAGAAAAGCAGUUUUAUUCCAUGAAUAUCAAGUCUCGACUGGAAGAUUCAAUAAAAUUGUUUCAUUACUUGUCAACA